AUGAAUACUGUUUAAUUAAUACAACCUUGGAGGUAAGUUUCACCCCAGGCGAUAGAAGCCUUAAAAUCCUUAGAGUAAUUAUAAACUAUCUCAAAUGCAAAAAUAGUUAAAAGAAUUACCACCACAUCCCCAAUCAAGCAAUUCUUCUUAAAUGGGAGAUAACUUACUGUCUUUGGAAAUAACAGUCAAACUAAGAUAAUUUAACCUUGUUCUUACCAACCGGUUCAUUAAACCGAUAGAGUUCAACCAUAACAUAAUAGAAAUAUUUCAAUUGAAAUGCUAAAUUUUAAAUAGUAAGUCCAGGAUAAUAUAUUGCUCUAAACUGUGAUCUCAAAGUACGAGUCCUCUCCAAAAAUGAGUACUCCCGUCAAGAACUCUGGAACAUAAACUCCUACAAUGUUUACUCGAAAUUCAUGCGAUAAUAUUCCUCUACCGAAGGAACCCAACAAAGUAAUAGAGUCAAGAGAGAAUAAGUCUCCAUAAGUAAAUUUGAUCCAAAAAAAGAAAUUAAUUUUAAAUCAAAUUUUAUAACUUGACAAUGAAAUAAAAUUAAUGUAGGAUGAGGAGGCAAAAAGAAGAUUAGAUCCUUUGAGACAAAAAACAUCAAAUUAAACAUCCAUAGCUCCAGUUUCCAUCAGGGAAUCCUUAGAGAAAUAAGCAAGCACCAGUACUUUUAUGUCGAAAUUGAAUGAAUGGAUGAAAAAAAAGAAAGCAGUUCCCUUAGAUGAAAAAUAAGAUGAGCAAUCCAGUUCAAUAUAAAAUUCAGUUUUAAGGGAUUGUACUUUCAAGGGUAAUUUGACAUCUAAAGAUCAAAACUAUGAAUCAUUUUAUGAUCGCAACAUGAAAUGGUAAAGGAGAGUAAAUAUGAAGAAACAAAAGAUGAAAACCUAAAAAUCUAUGAUAUAAUUGAAGAAAGAUUCAAAAUCUCCAAAUUAAAAGCCUUCGAGACCAAAUUCAUCAGAAUUGAAUUGCUGGAUAAGGGGAAAAGAAUUAAAACAAUCUCAAUCUCCCUAAAAAUAAAAGCAAAAACAGAAUAAGAUACAAUAAUAAUUGGCCAAUAAAUUGCGUUUAUGA
Molecule: messenger RNA, 1074 nt
Organism: Paramecium tetraurelia
Lineage: Eukaryota; Ciliophora; Oligohymenophorea; Peniculida; Parameciidae
Exons: 2
Source: RefSeq, a predicted model, not a curated record